Molecule: messenger RNA, 771 nt
Organism: Grosmannia clavigera kw1407
Lineage: Eukaryota; Fungi; Ascomycota; Sordariomycetes; Ophiostomatales; Ophiostomataceae
Product: aromatic ring-opening dioxygenase
Exons: 3
Coding region: 1-771 (256 amino acids)
Molecular function (GO): oxidoreductase activity, acting on single donors with incorporation of molecular oxygen; ferrous iron binding; zinc ion binding
Source: RefSeq, a predicted model, not a curated record
AUGACUUCCACCGGCGGCCGCAGGAUGCCCGUGUUCUUUCUUGGUAUUGGCGGGCCAGGAUUUACAGACAAUGCUUCCCACCCAGCAAACGUCAAGCUAGAAGAGAUUGGGAAAGACAUCACCACUAAAAUCAAGCCGAAAGCAGUGGUUGUAUUCUCUGCGCAUUGGCAGGAAUCUCCGGGGAUCAAGAUUAACGCAGCCGAGCACACGGAUCUGAUUUACGACUUUUACGGGUUUCCACCUGAAUACUACCAAAUUGACUAUCCCAACAAGGGAAGUCCUGAGAUUGCUGAAAAAGUUGUCCAGAAACUGAAUGCUGCUGGGAUGAGGGUCGAAAAAACUAAAAGAGGUUUGGACCAUGGCAUAUGGGUUGGCUUCAUGGCCGUGUCACUCCUCGCCAAUGACGACGUGGAACAGCACUAUCGUAUAGGCGAAGCACUGGAAAGUCUUCGUGACGAAGGCAUCAUGAUAAUAGGCGCUGGGAUGGCAGUUCAUAACUUGUACGACUUCCGAUCAACAAUAGGAACUGGGAGAAACAUGCCCUUUGACGAAGCCUUGAAGGAGGCUGCGACAGCAAGCCCAGAAGAUCGACGGGAAGCUAUGGUGGCUUUGAUGAAGCGUACUGAUGCAAGGAAAGCACACCCUAGUGUGGAACAUCUACUGCCCGUCUUUGUCGCUGCCGGUGCAGCUGGCAAGGAUAGGGGAAUGCAACGCUGGACGCUUCCUGAAGGAAGUUUGAGCUGGGCGCAGUAUCAGUUUGGUGGGAUUUAA